AUGCUCCCCAUCCUAGACUCUCUGUACCGCAGCCUGGAUGUCACCACCAUAGCGGUCCUCAUCCCCACCGCCUUCAUCCUCGCCCAUCUUAUUCCUUACCUUGUCGAUCCACAUGGAAUAAGGCAGUAUCCUGGCCCCUUCUUUGCAAAGUUCACAGACGCCUGGUUGGGUUUGGUCUGCAAGGAAGGUCAUCGCUCCGAGGUAAUUCACGGAAUGCAUAGGAAAUAUGGUCCAUACGUUCGUAUUGCUCCCAACCAUGUCUCGGUCGCUGUCCCCGACGCUCUCUCGAUCAUCUAUGCCCACGGAAAUGGUGCCCUCAAGUCCGCUUUCUAUGACGCCUUCGUUUCCAUUCGCCGUGGAGUCUUCAACACCCGUGACCGCAACGACCAUGCCCGAAAACGCAAAAUUAUCUCACACAUCUUCUCUCAGAAGAGUGUUGUCGAGUUUGAACCUCAGAUUCGGCUGUAUGUCGGCCUGUUUAUCAAACAAUGGGAUCGGCUCUGUGACGGUGCCGUGAAGGGUCUUUCUGGAGAUGAUGGUGAGGGUGGCUGGCGGGGAGAAAGCGGACGUCUCUGGCUAGAUUGUUUACCUUGGUCGAAUUAUCUUGCCUUUGACAUCGUCGGCGAUCUCGCCUUCGGAGCGCCCUUCGGCAUGGUAGAAGCUGCCCAAGAUUCAGCCCUUGUCGCCAAAGAUCCUAAGCAUGUCAUGGCGACUUAUGGGAGUGAGACAGAAGCCGAAGUCAUCGCGAUUCCUGCUGUCAAGAUCCUCAAUGGUCGUGGAGAAUAUUCCAUGUCUAUGGGUGUGCUCCCAGCCUGGUGGCGUCCCUUUGUUCGCCAACUGCCAUGGUACAGACGGGGUUUAAAAGAUGUUAAGUCCCUAGCAGGUAUCGCUAUCAUGGCUGUCGCUCGUCGACUAGCAACUCCCACGGACCGCGUCGACCUUUUAAGUAAACUGAAGGCUGGCAUUGACAGCGACGGAAAUCCUAUGGGUCGGGAAGAAUUGACUGCCGAGGCAUUAACUCUUCUCAUCGCUGGUUCAGAUACUACUUCCAACUCAACAUGCGCUAUCAUCUACUACUUGGCUCGCAACCGCUUUGCCCAGGCGAAAUUGCACAAAGAGCUUGAUGAACAGCUCGGAACCGAAGACGAAACGGUUGCCAAUGGACAGCAAGUGAAGCGGCUGCCCUACCUCGAUGCUUGCAUCAACGAGGCAUUGCGUAUUCAUUCGACUUCUGCUCUCGGCCUUCCCCGCGUUGUCCCUGAGGGUGGGUUGACCAUAAAGGGGGAAUUCUUCCCAGAGGGCACGGUGUUGAGUGUUCCCAGCUACUCCAUUCAUCGCGAUCCUACCGUCUGGGGUGAAGAUGUUGAAGAUUAUCGACCCGAGCGAUGGUUCGAAUGUGACAUCGCUGCCAUGCAGAAAACUUUCAACCCAUUUUCAGUCGGACCAAGAGCCUGUGUCGGGCGUAACCUCGCAUUCUUGGAACUACAGAUCAUCAUCGCAUCGAUCAUGCGUCGUUACGACAUCGUUCUCGCAGAUCCUAACCAACCCCUUGAGACGCGCGAGGGCUUCCUCAGGAAACCCCUUGAAUGUAAGGUUGGCAUAAAGCGACGAGAUGUUUGAUACCUCUUUUUAGUCUCUGUUUAUUCCUCUCUGUUGGAUUUAUAUCCUUUGAUAUCCUCACGGUUUUUCUUGCAUUCUCCACCCUAUGUACAAGUCAUUGUAAUACAGCAUUGUAAAUCGUACCAUAUUCCACAUAUGAAGAAUUCCCAACAUAGACGUGGGGAUCUUCACCCAU
Laccaria bicolor S238N-H82 is the source of this 1795-nucleotide messenger RNA. Its product is annotated as cytochrome P450 monooxygenase. The coding region runs from base 1 to 1620 and encodes 539 amino acids. NCBI's taxonomy places the organism in Eukaryota, Fungi, Basidiomycota, Agaricomycetes, Agaricales, Hydnangiaceae. Gene Ontology annotation, molecular function: heme binding; oxidoreductase activity, acting on paired donors, with incorporation or reduction of molecular oxygen; monooxygenase activity. The record is from RefSeq and is a predicted model, not a curated record. The transcript has 6 exons.